CUCUCUAUCGGUGUUUUGAUAGUUUCGUACCACCUAGCAACUAGUGAAAAAUCACAAUGGCUACGGUUUUCGUCAAGUUGACUUUUUUGUUGAUUGUUUUUGAGCUGACUGCUGCAAAUGACUGCAAUCUUUCCAAAAACAAAAUGAAAAAGAUGGUAAAGAAGUACAAAAAGAAAUGUCUCAAUCUUGGAUUUACCUCAAACCUUGGGUGUGCUUCCUCGUCUGCAUUGAAAUUGAAAAAGAAAGGAAAAAAGAAAUGUUCUGCUAUGGAAAGAAAACUGAAAAGCUGUAACUACGAAUGCAAAGGAUUGAAAGUAGACGGAGGCUGGGGAGAUUAUGGAGAUUGGUCGACAUGUUCAGUGGAAUGUGGAGGAGGAACACAAACAAGAACUAGGAACUGCGACAGUCCCCUUCCAGCCAAUGGGGGAGUGGAAUGUGAGGGAGAUACUGAAGAAACACAAAGUUGUAACGAGCAAGCUUGUGCAGGGUCCGGUACAGCUGAAGCAUGCGAACAUAGCGGAAUACCUAUAUCAAUCAACUGUGGCGAGGAGAUGAUAAAUAUCAAGCAUGCGGCCUAUGGUGUAUACUCCAAUGACAACACUUGUGGACUCUCUUAUGGUGGAGACUGUAUCUCAGAAACUUCACUUCAGGCGAUGAAGGAACGAUGUGAUGGAAAGAAUUCCUGUGCAGUAGAAGCACUAAACAGUAUAUUUGGAGAUCCUUGUGGUGGAAUUUACAAAUACUUAACUGCUACCUGGGAGUGCCAUUCAGGAUUGAAAGUAGACGGUGGUUGGGGAGAUUAUGGAGAUUGGUCGACAUGUUCAGUGGAAUGUGGAGGAGGAACACAAACAAGAACUAGGAACUGCGAUAGUCCCCUUCCAGCAAAUGGGGGAGCGGAAUGUGAGGGAGACAUUGAAGAAAUACAGAGUUGUAACGAGCAAGCUUGUGCAGGGUCCGGUACAGCUGAAGCAUGCGAACAUAGCGGAAUACCUAUAUCAAUCGACUGUGGCGAGGAGAUGAUAAAUAUCAAGCAUGCGGCCUAUGGUGUUUACUCCAAUGAGAAUACUUGUGGACGUUCUUAUGGUGGAGACUGUAUCUCAGAAACUUCACUUCAGGCGAUGAAGGAGCGAUGUGAUGGAAAGAAUUCCUGUGCAGUAGAAGCACUAAACAGUAUAUUUGGAGAUCCUUGUGGUGGAAUUUACAAAUACUUAACUGCUACCUGGGAGUGCCAUUCAGGAUUGAAAGUAGACGGUGGUUGGGGAGAUUAUGGAGAUUGGUCGACAUGUUCAGUGGAAUGUGGAGGAGGAACACAAACAAGAACUAGGAACUGCGAUAGUCCCCUUCCAGCAAAUGGGGGAGCGGAAUGUGAGGGAGACAUUGAAGAAAUACAGAGUUGUAACGAGCAAGCUUGUGCAGGGUCCGGUACAGCUGAAGCAUGCGAACAUAGCGGAAUACCUAUAUCAAUCAACUGUGGCGAGGAGAUGAUAAAUAUCAAGCAUGCGGCCUAUGGUGUUUACUCCAAUGAGAACACUUGUGGACGUUCUUAUGGUGGAGACUGCAUCUCAGAAACUUCACUUCAGGCGAUGAAGGAACGAUGUGAUGGAAAGAAUUCCUGUGCAGUAGAAGCACUAAACAGUAUAUUUGGAGAUCCUUGUGGUGGAAUUUACAAAUACUUAACUGCUACCUGGGAGUGCCAUUCAGGAUUGAAAGUAGACGGUGGCUGGGGAGAUUAUGGAGAUUGGUCGACAUGCUCAGUGGAAUGUGGAGGAGGAACACAAACAAGAACUAGGAACUGCGAUAGUCCCCUUCCAGCAAAUGGGGGAGCGGAAUGUGAGGGAGACAUUGAAGAAAUACAGAGUUGUAACGAGCAAGCUUGUGCAGGGUCCGGUACCCGUACAGCUGAAGCAUGCGAACAUAGCGGAAUACCUAUAUCAAUCAACUGUGGCGAUGAGAUGAUAAAUAUCAAGCAUGCAGCCUAUGGUGUUUACUCCAAUGAGAACACUUGUGGACUUUCUUAUGGUGGAGACUGCAUCUCAGAAACUUCACUUCAGGCGAUGAAGGAACGAUGUGAUGGAAAGAAUUCCUGUGCAGUAGAAGCACUAAACAGUAUAUUUGGAGAUCCUUGUGGUGGAAUUUACAAAUACUUAACUGCUACCUGGGAGUGCCAUUCAGGAUUGAAAGCGAUGAAGGAACGAUGUGACGGAAAGAAUUCCUGUGCAGUAGAAGCACUAAACAGUAUAUUUGGAGAUCCUUGUGGUGGAAUUUACAAAUACUUAACUGCUACCUGGGAGUGCCAUUCAGGAUUGAAAGUAGACGGAGGCUGGGGAGAUUAUGGAGAUUGGUCGACAUGCUCAGUGGAAUGUGGAGGAGGAACACAAACAAGAACUAGGAACUGCGACAGUCCCCUUCCAGCCAAUGGGGGAGCGGAAUGUGAGGGAGAUACUGAAGAAACACAGAGUUGUAACGAGCAAGCUUGUGCAGGGUCCGGUACAGCUGAAGCAUGCGAACAUAGCGGAAUACCUAUAUCAAUCAACUGUGGCGAGGAGAUGAUAAAUAUCAAGCAUGCGGCCUAUGGUGUUUACUCCAAUGAGAACACUUGUGGACUUUCUUAUGGUGGAAACUGCAUCUCAGAAACUUCACUUCAGGCGAUGAAAGAACGAUGUGACGGAAAGAAUUCCUGUGCAGUAGAAGCACUAAACAGUAUAUUUGGAGAUCCUUGUGGUGGAAUUUACAAAUACUUAACUGCUACCUGGGAGUGCCAUUCAGGAUUGAAAGUAGACGGUGGCUGGGGAGAUUAUGGAGAUUGGUCGACAUGUUCAGUGGAAUGUGGAGGAGGAACACAAACAAGAACUAGGAACUGCAACAGUCCCCUCCCAGCCAAUGGGGGAGCGGAAUGUGAGGGAGAUACUGAAGAAAGACAGAGUUGUAACGAGCAAGCUUGUGCAGGGUCCGGUACAGCUGAAGCAUGCGAACAUAGCGGAAUACCUAUAUCAAUCAACUGUGGCGAGGAGAUGAUAAAUAUCAAGCAUGCGGCCUAUGGUGUUUACUCCAAUGAGAACACUUGUGGACUUUCUUAUGGUGGAGACUGUAUCUCAGAAACUUCACUUCAGGCGAUGAAGGAACGAUGUGAUGGAAAGAAUUCCUGUGCAGUAGAAGCACUAAACAGUAUAUUUGGAGAUCCUUGUGGUGGAAUUUACAAAUACUUAACUGCUACCUGGGAGUGCCAUUCAGGAUUGAAAGUAGACGGUGGUUGGGGAGAUCAUGGAGAUUGGUCGACAUGUUCAGUGGAAUGUGGAGGAGGAACACAAACAAGAACUAGGAACUGCGACAGUCCCCUUCCAGCUAAUGGGGGAGCGGAAUGUGAGGGAGAUACUGAAGAAAUACAGAGUUGUAACGAGCAAGCUUGUGCAGGGUCCGGUACAGCUGAAGCAUGCGAACAUAGCGGAAUACCUAUAUCAAUCAACUGUGGCGAGGAGAUGAUAAAUAUCAAGCAUGCGGCCUAUGGUGUUUACUCCAAUGAGAACACUUGUGGACUUUCUUAUGGUGGAGACUGUAUCUCAGAAACUUCACUUCAGGCGAUGAAGGAACGAUGUGAUGGAAAGAAUUCCUGUGCAGUAGAAGCACUAAACAGUAUAUUUGGAGAUCCUUGUGGUGGAAUUUACAAAUACUUAACUGCUACCUGGGAGUGCCAUUCAGGAUUGAAAGUAGACGGUGGUUGGGGAGAUCAUGGAGAUUGGUCGACAUGUUCAGUCGAAUGUGGAGGAGGAACACAAACAAGAACUAGGAACUGCGACAGUCCCCUUCCAGCAAAUGGGGGAGCGGAAUGUGAGGGAGACACUGAAGAAAUACAGAGUUGUAACGAGCAAGCUUGUGCAGGGUCCGGUACAGCUGAAGCAUGCGAACAUAGCGGAAUACCUAUAUCAAUCAACUGUGGCGAGGAGAUGAUAAAUAUCAAGCAUGCGGCCUAUGGUGUAUACUCCAAUGAGAACACUUGUGGACUUUCUUAUGGUGGAGACUGUAUCUCAGAAACUUCACUUCAGGCGAUGAAGGAACGAUGUGACGGAAAGAAUUCCUGUGCAGUAGAAGCACUAAACAGUAUAUUUGGAGAUCCUUGUGGUGGAAUUUACAAAUACUUAACUGCUACCUGGGAGUGCCAUUCAGAAAACUCAGCUGAAGCAUGUGAACAUAGCGGAAUACCUAUAUCAAUCAACUGUGGCGAGGAGAUGAUAAAUAUCAAGCAUGCAGCCUAUGGUGUUUACUCCAAUGAGAACACUUGUGGACUUUCUUAUGGUGGAGACUGUAUCUCAGAAACUUCACUUCAGGCGAUGAAGGAACGAUGUGAUGGAAAGAAUUCCUGUGCAGUAGAAGCACUAAACAGUAUAUUUGGAGAUCCUUGUGGUGGAAUUUACAAAUACUUAACUGCUACCUGGGAGUGCCAUUCAGAGUGAUAGUGACAAAAAGGAGCUGAAAACAUACAGAUAGAAGAACAUGUAGAAUUAGAGACAAUUAUCUCCAAACAUUUUACAUAAUUGGAUUAAAGAUGCAUGUUAUUUCGGAAAACUUAUAAAUCGCAUGAUCUAUAAUACAUGAUCAAUAUUUGUUUAUUUAAGACAAUAUACUAGUAUUUACAGCACUUCAAAAUAUUUAUUGAGUAAAUGAUGGACAUGUUUUAAUUUGGUUCAGUC
Molecule: messenger RNA, 4685 nt
Organism: Bolinopsis microptera
Lineage: Eukaryota; Metazoa; Ctenophora; Tentaculata; Lobata; Bolinopsidae
Product: SCO-spondin-like
Exons: 31
Coding region: 57-4448 (1463 amino acids)
Molecular function (GO): carbohydrate binding
Source: RefSeq, a predicted model, not a curated record